Molecule: messenger RNA, 3137 nt
Organism: Pseudonaja textilis
Lineage: Eukaryota; Metazoa; Chordata; Lepidosauria; Squamata; Elapidae
Gene: IGFBP2
Product: insulin like growth factor binding protein 2
Biological process (GO): regulation of insulin-like growth factor receptor signaling pathway
Cellular component (GO): extracellular region
Molecular function (GO): insulin-like growth factor II binding; insulin-like growth factor I binding
Source: RefSeq, a predicted model, not a curated record
ACUCUCGCUCGGCAGCACCUGCCCAGCCGGUGAUUCAGUCAAGUGGUUGCCGCCGCCAGGAUGGUGCAGCUGCCGCAGCUGGUCGUCGCCUCCUCCUUGUGGCUCGGGCUGGGCUGGUGGGCGUCUUUGCCGCCAACCGGACUGGCGCUGCCCGAGGUGCUGUUCCGUUGCCCGCCCUGCACCGCCGACCGCAUCGCCUCCUGCCCUUCCGACGGACCCGAGACCUCCGCCUGCCCGGAGCUAGUGCGGGAGCCCGGCUGUGGCUGCUGUCGAGUUUGUGCCCGCUUCGAGGGGGAGCCCUGCGGGGUGUACACGCCACGUUGCGUCUCCGGGUUCCGCUGCUACCCGAGUCCCGACUCUGAGUUGCCCCUUCAGGCGCUGGUGCAGGGACAGGGCACCUGCUCCCGGUGGAGCGACGCCGCUGAGUACAGCGCCACCACCGUCGAGCACCCCGGGGCGGAUAACGAAGAACAUCCUGAAGUAUCUGUUGUGGAAAACGUUGUAGAUGGUGCCUCUACUGUGGUGUUUGGAAGGUUAAAGCCUCCUGUGAAAAAUGGCAAGGAAAUAGCCAUACUUCGUGACAAAACGAAUGAGCAGCAAAAGCUGAUGACCAAGCAUAAGCCUGACAUACGUCUACAACCUGUUAGGACACCCUGUCAACAGGAAUUGGACCAGGUUUUGGAACGUAUAUCAACCAUGCGCCUGCCAGAUGAACGUGGUCCAUUAGAACAUCUUUAUUCCCUGAACAUCCCAAAUUGUGAUAAGCAAGGACUUUACAAUCUCAAACAGUGCAAAAUGUCAGUGAAUGGCCAGCGAGGAGAAUGUUGGUGUGUUAAUCCCAACACUGGGAAAACCAUCUUGGGGUCGCCUACCAUCCGUGGAGAUCCUGAAUGCCACCUCUUCUAUGCUGACUAUGAGCAGGACGACAGGGGAACACCAGCCUUUCAAGUGCAAUAGUUGGACACAUUCCUACUGUCUGUCAUGUGGCUUGGCCUAUUCUCAGUGCUGGAUUUUACAUGGGUUUUAAUGCAUUCUGAUUUUUUUUCCCCUUCGUGUUGAUGUUCCAGCAAAUCCCCAGUGAUUUUUGGGAUAGGGGUGGGGGAAAUCUGGGCUAUACAUUUAUCUCAGUUGCUUGCACCAUUGGGCAAAUACAAUAAAGGUGGUGGAUAGAAAGGUUUGGUAUCUCAGGCGUUCUCUUAUCCUGCUCCCAACUCUACCCAAACUCUUCUAAAUCACUUUUACUCUUGCCAGAAGGAGCAAAGAAAACAAGGUCAGGACAAAGAGUUAACCUGACCUCUUCACCCAUAUGUGCUCCUGCUCCCACCAGGCUGAAUGAGAUAAUCCUUACCCUAAUUCUUUCUCACCACCCAAGCCAAAGACCAAAGAUUGUAAAUACUACAUUGUGCCUGCUACACAGAGUCCUGCAUUCUGUCCAUGUUGGUCCCAUUUUAGGUGUGUUAUAGCUAAAGGACUAAAGAGAAUCUUUGCUUAGGGAUCAAUAUUUCUUGGAAGGCAUGGCCAGCAAGGAGCUACACACUGCCACCAUGUUGUCCUAGAAGGCACUGUAUUUAAUAGAAGGUUUACAAAAGUGCAAAACCCUGCUACCACCACCCCACCAUUAAAUGUUAAAACAUCAAUGUGUAGCCUUAUUCACUGAGAAUUCAAUGCCACGGAUUAUUAUUCAGCAUCCUGCUGCCUCUUAGACUUAGACUUCAUAACUCUUAAGAAGCAAAAACCCAUUUAAAACCCAUGAGUAGACCAGUCAUUCUCCCUACCCUAAAUGACGUAGGUCCAAGAUGAGCAGUGCCUGUGUCUCUGUAAGUAAACGACACUAAAUAUAGUGCUUUGUAAACCUUGAAAGUGGACAGAUUAUAUGUAUAUGUUCAUUGAUAUGCAUACAAGCCUGUAUAGAAUAAUCAAAUCUGGGAGCUAGGAGAGAUAUGGUGUUGAACUUUCAGUUCCCAGUAAUGAAUUAAGUUUCUCAGAUAACCAUUUCACCCUCUUGAGUUUGAUUUUGCUUCUGGGUGGAUCAUGGAAAUGUUGAAAAUAAUGAGAAGCAGUUGCAUGUAUUAUGUCUUCUUGUAUUAUAUAUGCCAAUUUAUAUUUACUGAAUAGUUGCUAUUAGUAUAAUUGUUGAAGACAGGAGGUUUUGUGUAUGUUCUUUUUUUUUAAUGCCAUAUAUAUUGGAGGAGAAAAAAAAUGAAACAUUUCCAUCUUUUUUUUCUGUAAGAACACAGCAGAAAAAUGACGUUAGAAAAAUGACUGGGCUUCUCUCUGGUAACAGAGUUCUCCUUUGGCCAGCUUGCCAUUUCACUGUGUCCUUUUCAUGCACACAAUGCCUGUUGUUCCAUUAUGCUUGAUGCCUUGAAAGAAUCUCCUUCCUUCUCUACCUGCCUCCCCUCCCAAAACUGCAGCACUCCCUCUAUGGCAUAAUGUGAGGCAUAUAGCCAUAUUUCCACAAUCUCUGGUGAAAAUGAGGGGGAAAAUUGUGAAUUACUGAGAAUGUCAGUACCUCAGAUCCAUAGGCAGGUAUAUAUACACACUUGCUUCAAGAGAGAAUAUAAAACAAAUAUCAAUGUUUCAUGUUGCAAGACAGAAACUGGUAGAGGAAAUGAGUUGAAAUUUAAAUAUUAACUUUGAUAUUUAAAUUUAAAUCUAUUAUUAUUAAAUUUGAAUUUAAACAAAUAUUUUUCCGGAGCAAAUUGUAGACGGUGGAUUAUUCCUAGUAGGAAAGCAUAUAUGCUAAAGAAUUAAUAUGCUUUUGGUGACAAGAUUCUGUGAAGAAAAAAAGGCAAUGCUGUAAGUGAAUGUGAUAAAGUAAAUCUCAAAUUGCACUGGAGAAGUUUUCCCAGCAGGCACAGUACAUAAAGGAAUAAAACCAUUGUGAUAACAGAUCAUUGCAGUGAAUGAAAACCAUUAUUUUCUUAUCAGGCAAAACCUUGAUUAUUUGUGCUUUUUAAACAUUUAUGUUUGGUAUAUUCCAAAUCCAAAUUCAUCCAACAAAUAUUCUUCUCAUUGGGAAGAAAAUAUUUGUUCCUUUUUAUUUACUUUCCACUUCCAUUCUAGCAAUUUAGAAACUAGUAUCGGUGCCUUAAAGAGGAAUAUCACCUACCCCUUAAGUUUAUACUCUUAACUGU